UUGUCUGGCUUUCAUCAUAGACUCACAUUUCCUACCUGUCACCACAAGGGGUGUCCAGGACACAUUAUGAACAUGAAGCUUCAGUAACCAAGCUGUACAGAGUAGUCUAGCAGUUUAGCCCUGAGUGAUUCUGAGAAAUUGGAAGAGAGAUUUUUUGCUGCUGCUCUUCAGGGAUUGCUGCUGUUAGGGAGGGGUAGGGGAUGGGGAGCAGGUUUGGAGGUGUGUAUUCAUGUUUGAGAGGAUGCAGGGUGCAUUUCACUGAGGAGUCUGGGCUCUGAGAAGGCUUUAGUGAGAGAGAGAGAGAAAAAAAAAAAGGGAGAGGGAGAGUGAGGGAGAGAGACGAGGACGACGGAGGCAGAGAGAAGAGGAACAAAAAUAGGACUGAAGAGAGCAGCUGCUUCCUAAUAAUCUGGUUCUUUGGGUGCCUCAAUGAAUAUGAACAUGGAUUCUGUCACUGAAGCCUUCCUCAAGCUCCUGUUUCUCUUACCUAUUCAAAAUUGGAGCCCAGUAGUAUCAGGAAAUAUACAUAAUUGUGAUGACCCGCUGGUUUCAACUUUGCCUCAGUCAUCAUUCAGUUGUUCCUCAGAGUUAUCUAGCAGCCAUAGCCCUGGGUUUGCAAGACUUAAUCGAAGAGAUGGAGCUGGUGGCUGGUCUCCACUUGUGUCAAAUAAGUAUCAGUGGCUACAGAUUGAUCUUGGUGACAGAAUGGAAAUCACUGCUAUUGCUACCCAAGGUGGAUAUGGGAGUUCUGAUUGGGUAACAAGCUAUCUCCUGAUGUUUAGUGAUACUGGAAGGAACUGGAAGCAAUAUCGUCAAGAAGAAAGCAUCUGGGGAUUUUCAGGAAAUACAAAUGCAGACAGCGUUGUAUACUAUAAACUCCAACAUUCCAUCAAAGCUAGGUUUCUACGCUUCAUCCCUCUGGAUUGGAACCCAAAUGGCAGGAUUGGGAUGCGAAUUGAAGUGUAUGGUUGUUCAUACAGGUCUGAAGUGGUGGAUUUUGAUGGGAAAAGUUUCUUGCUCUACAGAUUUGAUGAAAAAUCCACAAAUCCCUUAAAAGACGUGAUUUCUUUCAAAUUUAAAACAAUAGAAAGUGAUGGGAUUCUGCUUCACAGAAAAGGACAAAAUGGAGAUUACAUCACCCUGGAAUUAAUAAAAGGGAAACUCUUCUUAUUCAUUAAUUCAGGUGAUACUAAACUGCAUUCUACUAACAGCCUCAUUAACAUCACCACGGGCAGCCUCUUGGAUGAUCUGCACUGGCAUUCUGUCCUUAUUGAGUACUUUAAUAAACAAGUAAACUUUACCGUGGAUAAACACACUCAACAUUUUCAUGCAAAGGGAGAAUUCAAUUACUUGGACCUAAAUUAUGAGCUCAGCUUUGGAGGGACUCUAGCAUCUGGAAAAUCAGUAUCAUUUUCCCAUAGGAAUUUCCAUGGCUGUUUUGAAAAUCUUUAUUGUAAUGGAAUUAAUAUAAUUAAUUUGGCCAAGAGACAGAAACCUCAGAUCUACAUUAUGGGAAAUGUGUCAUUUUCUUGUUCACAACCACAAACCGUUCCAGUAACUUUUUUGGGCUCUGGCAGCUACCUAGCACUACAUGGUUCCUCUGGGCAGGAUGAAAUAUCUGUGAGUUUUCAAUUUCGCACUUGGAAUAAAAUGGGACUUCUGCUAUCCAGUAACUUUCAUCAGUAUUCUGGAGGUCUCCUCCUCUAUCUUCAUGAUGGAAAAAUUAAACUGAAUCUCUUCAAAUUAGGAAAACAACAAAGUGACAUAACAGCAGGAGUUGAAUUAAAUAAUGGGCAAUGGCAUUCAAUUUCCUUAUCUGCUAAAAGAAAUCACCUGAGUAUAAUGAUAGAUAAUGAUGUGACUUCAGUUCUGCAUUUUGUGCUGCCAAUGCAGAUUUAUUCAGGAGACAUCUAUUAUUUUGGAGGUUGUCCUAAUACCAGCUCUGACUACGAAUGUAAAAAUCCUUUUGGGGGUUUUCAGGGAUGCAUGAGACAGAUUUCCAUUAGCAACAAAGUUGUGGAUCUGAUUUCAGUACAACAGAGCAUCUUUGGGAAUUUCAGUGACCUUCAGAUAGACUUAUGUGGCCUAAUAGACAGGUGUUUACCUAACUAUUGUGAACAUGGUGGUGAAUGCUCACAAUCAUGGAACAGUUUCUAUUGCAACUGUACAAAUACUGGUUACAUGGGAGCUACUUGUCAUUACUCCAUCUAUGAGCAGUCCUGUGAAGCCUAUAAGCACAAAGGGAAUACUUCUGGUUUUUAUUAUAUCGAUUCAGAUGGAAGUGGGCCCCUGGGACCUUUUCUUGUAUACUGCAAUAUGACAGAUACUUCAUGGACUAUUGUACAGCACAACAGCUCAGACUUCACCAGAGUAAAAAGUUCCAAUAGAGAAAACCCUCAUACUGUGUUUUUCAAGUAUACUGCCAAUACAGAACAGCUCCAGGCUACAAUUAACCAUGCAGAACAUUGUGAACAGGAGCUUGCUUACCAUUGCAAAAAGUCCAGGCUUUUAAAUAAGAGAGAUGGAAUACCAUUAAGUUGGUGGGUCGGAAGAACCAAUGAAACACAGACUUAUUGGGGAGGUUCCUCGCCUAAUAUUCAAAAGUGUACUUGUGGAUUACAAGGGAACUGCAUUGAUUCUCAGUAUUACUGCAACUGUGAUGCUGAUCGGAAUGAAUGGGCUAAUGAUACUGGAUUCCUUUCUUAUAAAGAACAUCUGCCAGUAACUCAAAUAGUAAUUACAGAUACAGACCGACCAAAUUCUGAAGCAGCUUAUAAACUGGGGCCAUUGCUUUGUCGAGGUGAUAGAUCAUUUUGGAAUUCAGCUUCCUUCAAUACUGAGACAUCAUACCUUCAUUUCCCUACCUUCCAUGGAGAACUUAGUGCAGAUGUGUCUUUUUUUUUUAAGACUACAGCUUCAUCCGGUGUAUUUUUAGAGAACCUGGGGAUUAAAGAUUUUAUAAGAAUAGAACUACAUUCUCCAGCUGAAGUGACAUUUUCAUUUGAUGUGGGGAAUGGACCAUUUGAAGUUAUGGUGCAAUCACCCACUCACCUAAAUGACAAUCAGUGGCACUAUGUCAGAGCUGAAAGAAACAUUAAAGAAGCAUCACUUCAAGUGGAUCAGCUUCCACCAAAAUCACAGGCUGCCCCCGUUGAUGGACAUAUCCUUUUGCAGCUCAACAGUCAGCUAUUUGUUGGUGGGACAGCCUCAAGACAGAAAGGAUUUUUGGGAUGCAUUCGUUCUUUACAAUUGAAUGGGAUAGCCCUGGAUUUGGAAGAAAGAGCCAAGAUUACCCCAGGAGUGGAUCCUGGGUGCCCUGGACACUGUAGUAGCUAUGGAAAUUUAUGCCACAAUGGAGGAAAAUGUAAAGAAAAACACAGUGGAUUCUCUUGUGAUUGUAGCUUCUCUGCAUACAGUGGGCCAUUCUGUUUGAAUGAGAUUUCUGCAUAUUUUGGCUCUGGCUCUUCAGUGACUUACAAUUUUCAAGAAUAUUAUACUUUAAGUAAAAAUUCCAGCUCUCAUGCUGCUUCAUUUCACGGUGACAUGACACUCAUCAGAGAAACAAUCACAUUUAGCUUUCGAACAACGCGGACUCCAAGCUUGUUGCUUUAUGUAGGCUCCUUCUAUAAAGAAUACCUUUCAGUUAUUCUUGCAAAAAAUGGAAGUUUGCAGAUCAGGUACAAAUUAGAUAGCCAUCAAGAGCCAGAUGUUUUUAACAGCAAUUUCAAAAAUAUGGCUGAUGGACAGCUUCACCAUGUGAAGAUUAACAGAGAAGAAGGUGUACUAUUUGUAGAGGUUAACCAGAAUCCAAGAGAGCAAGUCACCCUGUCCUCUGGUAUAGAAUUCAAUGCAAUCAAAUCCCUUGUUCUUGGCAAGAUUUUAGAAAAUAAUGAUGUCGACCAAGAGACAAUGAAAGCCAACUCACAGGGGUUCAUUGGAUGUCUCUCUUCUGUGCAGUUUAACCACAUUGCUCCUUUGAAGGCUGCAUUACAUCACACAAGUUCAGCUCCAGUCACUAUUAAAGGACAUGUAGCUGAAUCAAAUUGUGGCACUUUAACUGGAGCUGAGUCAACACUGAGUGAAACCACACAUUCAUUUGCAGAUCAUUCUGGACCAAUAGAUGAGGGAGAGCCCUUAGCUAAUGCAAUCAGAAGUGACUCUGCAAUAAUUGGAGGUGUGAUAGCAGUUGUGAUAUUUAUCUUGCUUUGCAUCACUGCCAUUGCAGUACGGAUUUAUCAACAGAAAAGCUUGUAUAAAAAAAAUGAGACAAAGAGGGCAGAAAAUGAAGACUGUACUGAGACUGCCCUGAAAAGUGAGCUCACCAUGCAAAAUAGAGUUAAUGAAAAUCAGAAAGAAUAUUUCUUUUGACUGAAAUUUGAUUUAAUUUAAUACUAUGAUAGUUUGACUUUCUUGCUAAGCCAGGGGCUCUCAAUGGACAAAAAAGAAAAAAAUAAAUAAAAUAAGCUCUUGCACUCAAACUUAAUGCAGUGGAUUUGCAGAACUCUUUUACUGCAUAUGUUUCAGUCUCAGUGAUUGCUCUAGGAGGCCUCUUUCAAUGACAUAUAUUCCUUAGCUAUCAUAAAUGCAUUUUACGUAACAGUGAAUUAGAUAUUGUAAACAAUUUCAUUGUUGGUAGUUUCUGACCGUUCUGAUGUGUUCCUCUACACCUGAAGUUUAACAUGUAUAAUGCAUAUGGCUUUUAAAUGGGAGAAUUGUUAUGAACCUGUUGCCCUAUCCUCUUUUAAAAUGAAAUUAAGGAGUUUUGUUCAAGGACAAAAUUCAAAGUUUAACAAUGAUGCUUUGAGUUAAAUGACUUUUUUUUUUUUUUUACUGUGCUCCCUUUAGUUAUCAUUUAUGUAUGAAAAAUAGAAUGGGAAAAGAUAAAAAGGUAAUUGACUAGUGUGAGCACCUCAUUGUGAGUGAUAACAAAGUGACCAGGAACUCUGUUGGUUCUCCCUAUAACAUCAUCAAUAUUAUGCAUAUUAGAUUGAAUAUAUAUUUUUGUUUUUGUUUGCUUGUUUGUUUUAUUGAGAUGGGAUAAAAUCAAUAUUGGAUGUAAAAUAAGUGUAGCCAAAAUGUACAAAAAUGGGUUCUUGAUACAUGAGGUUGUUUUUUUUCUUUUUACUAAUUUGUUAUCUCAGUUUAGAGAUGGCAGCCUGUAAUUAUUGACUGCUAUUAAACACAUGUAGAGUGUAUGAUUUUUACCCUACAUUGAUUGCCUGAUUCAUAUACUUCUUAGUUCUUUACAAACUUAUUCUCUGUCUCCACCUAUAAUUAAUGGAAAUAUAAUCACAAAUAUUUUCCUCAAGCAUACACAAUGACCAUGUUGAUUGACUUUUCCUAAAGUUUAUUAUAUUCCUGCUAUUAUUUUAGCACAUAAAUGAAUUCUAAAAAUGGCCUGUCAUAUACUACUUUAUUAAUGUAAAUCUCCAAUUACGUUUCUGAAUACUGUUUUGUUUCCAAUCAUAUGUUGCCUAUGUAUUAGAUAUUUUCUCAUUUUUUUUCUUCACAAUAUUUUAUUAACUUUGACAUUUCUUGGAACAAAAGAUAUAAUGGCACAGUUAAUCUUAUUUCUAAAAAAAAAUUAUUGUGAGGGAGAAAGCAUAUUGUCUUCCCUAAAUUCACUUAUCUAGACCAUCUCUAUGUAUGACUAAAACACUUCCCAGCUUUUGUUGAAAGACAACAUGAAUUAUUACUGAAUAUAUUUUCAUCGUGAUAUAUAAAAUAUAUGAGGCAAAAAUUUUAAGUGUAGUGUUCUGGGAAUAGUUCUAUAGUAAUCAGGAAAAGAUGACUAGAAAGUUGCAUGCUACCAUCCUUUGGAUUUCAAAAGCCACUUAAGAAGAGGUGCUAUACUAUCUUACUUUCUUAUGUUGUGCCUGCCGAAUAGAAUCCUUACUUUCUUCACACCAGGACAAGUUGGAAACAUAUCUCCAUUCCAAUGAAUUCUUUAAAAAAAAGUUAUUUUUUCCCAGAUAGAAUAAAAACAAAACCUAUUUUUAUUGUUGUCUUUUUCAGAUGUGACUUGAUUUCUUUCAUUGCAUUAUGUUUAUAUUGAUGUUGCUUUGAAAGUAUGUAAAACAACAAUAACAACUAAGGAUUCUAAUUAAUGUGAUAAUUUUAAAAUGAAAGAAAAAAAGAAAUGUCAUUAUGAAGGAUAGAUUUAGUUUCCUCAAAAGCUUUGUGCUGGUGAGGAAAGGAAUUUACAAAGUAAAUAUACAUUUUGUCAAUGACAUUGAUGUCUAUAAAUGUUAUAAUAUCACUGUAUCAUUAGCAGGGAGCAAAUGUUAAUUUUAUCCCAUAGAAGCAUUAACUGGAUUAAGAAUUGAAGUUUUAAACAGGUUCACAUUUGAAGAAGCAGCAUAGCCCUUUGUUGGCUGCAUUCCUAGAGGGACAACAAAAUGGUGGCACCAAAGUGCAUUGAAGCAUAACAUACCAUCCAGUUGUCCCUUCAUUGGCCUUCCUUUCCCAAUUUGUAACCUUUCUCCUCUUGUCUGUUAAUAAUAAUAAAAAAAAAAGCAUUUUUGAAAUAAAAUGAGGUAAUAUUUUUAAAAGUUGUAUAAAUGUUUUAAAUUGGGGAAAUAUAUACUAAUUUUUUUCUAAAACAGUAAAACUUGUAGAUGUGCGCUUUCUGUACUGGUGAGUGUAUUUCUUUAUAAGCUUUGAUAUACUUUGGGCUAUUAUGGUUAGUUAACUAAUGCUGAAGUUACAAUGGUAAGUACUUUUUAAGCAAAUAAAACCUGCAAGAAAACUACAUUUUUACUGAUGACUAUGUAUGAAGAGAACCUACGGGAAAGAUCCUAUGAAUUAUAGUGAUUUAUAUAUUCUCCAAUUAGACUUUUUUAAAAGAACAUUUUAUUGACUCAACCAUUAAGUAUUAUUUGAUUUACAAAUAUGCUCAACUCUGGACUAGGCUUUCAUUUAUUUAUUUUUUAAUCUUCACAGACUUUUAUUGGAAUACAUUUCAAACAGGUAGGACCUAAUUGUAAACCAUCUUAUUGAUUUUAUGUGAUAAAGCAGAAAAGAAUAAGAACAUUAAUCUUUCUGAUGUUUUGAUUUUGGAAGGAAGGGACAGAGAAAGAGAAGCAGAGGGGGAAAGAGAGAGGAAAAGAAAGGAAAGGAAAGAAGGAGUGAAGGAUCAAGAAAGAAAGAAAGAAUGAAAAAAAAAGAAGCUAUAAUUUUAAAUUUAUUUUUAAAGGGAUGCCUAAUUAUUUCCCUAAGUUUAAUAAAGCCAAAUUGAUUACACAGAUAGAAUGGCUAUGGUCCCCUCAGAUUCUAAUAAAUGUGUAAAAAAGCAAGGUACAUCUUAUUUUUAGGGAAAUAUAUUUUUAUGAAAUCCUUAAAAUAUUACCUAUAAAUUUAUUCUAUCUAAUUACCUGUAAAUUUCAAAAUAAAUCAUUGAAAACAUGAAAAAGUUAACUAUGCUGUUAAAAAUAAGAAAGUUUUUACCCUCAAGCAUUUAUUUCACACAUAAAAAAAUGGCUCUUUGUGAUUAUAGACCAUGAGUCUUGUGGGAUCCUUUCUAAACCUACAUUCUAAAUUACGUUUAA
Messenger RNA from Sarcophilus harrisii (Tasmanian devil), 7547 nucleotides. RefSeq names its product contactin-associated protein-like 4. Bases 430 to 4368 code for a protein of 1312 amino acids. Gene Ontology annotation, molecular function: calcium ion binding. The transcript is spliced from 24 exons. NCBI's taxonomy places the organism in Eukaryota, Metazoa, Chordata, Mammalia, Dasyuromorphia, Dasyuridae. The record is from RefSeq and is a predicted model, not a curated record.